Haliotis rubra (blacklip abalone) is the source of this 2785-nucleotide messenger RNA. RefSeq lists its product as uncharacterized. Lineage: Eukaryota; Metazoa; Mollusca; Gastropoda; Lepetellida; Haliotidae. The transcript has 6 exons. The record is from RefSeq and is a predicted model, not a curated record. Bases 130 to 1353 code for a protein of 407 amino acids.
GGACUUGUGAGAGAGGUUUUCGUGUCUCAGACUUCGCACGUUAAACCAACCCAGACAGACUGUUUCGGAGGAGUUUCUACAUAGGUGAGCUCGUUAGUAAGAUCUGUGAACUUCCAGUGAUAACAAUUGAUGGAAGCUGCACCGUAUGAUAACGUGGAGUUCCCGGUCAGAAAGCCAGGCACGGGGACGUGGCCUGGACCGGGACAAAACGCCGCUGCGUCCUCUUCGUCGGUAAAGACAGUGCAUGUGCAACAGUCGACUGCGAAGGACGGGAGGGUGGGACCCAAGUUAGCCCCACUCAUGGAAAGUAUGGAGGUAGCGGAAUCGGAAGAUCAGAGGAUGCAGGCAAAGAUGUUCCAUUCUUCACAGUUAGGAUCCCAUUCAACGGUAUCAUCUUCAAACACGACAUCCAAACCGCCAGCGUCACAGCUACACACAUCCUCGACAACACAGUCCGGCGGUCAGUCCCACACUGUCCACGUCCAGAACCAGCCCCAGUCCAUCGGCAAUGUCACCACAUACGUCCCACAGAAGGUCAACCAGCCUCUCAAGUCCAAGAAAGACUCCGAGCCCCCUGAGCAGGAAGAUGAAGACUUCAGAAGGAGCGACUUCAACCCAGCAUCUCAGACGGUGCUGGACAAGGCCUACACUGACCACAAACACUUCUAUAGACUCAAUACUACCAUUCUGGACGAGGGAAGCAACCUGAAACAGGAGGUGAUAGAUCUCUAUAGGAAGGCCGGGGAAACACUGUCAUACGAACAACUGAUUCAGGGUAUGCUUGUGGAGGGGGAGAAGCUGCUUCUGGGAGGAUGCUGGCUCUACUUCACUAACGUUGAGUUCUAUGACAUGGAGUGCUCCAAGAUGCUUAAAGAACCAAUCGGAAGAGGGCGAAUAUGUCUGACCAAUAAAAGGGUGUUGUUACUGUCGGCGGAGAUAUUCACGGAUUCGUCAUUAAAUGAUUUCGGCGACACCAGCAAGCCGACGGGGGGUUACAAGUUGCAAGUUACCAAGUCCAACAACAUCUUCUACCAGAAUCUUCCGCUGAACACUUUCCACAGUGCUGAGAUGUCGGCCUCAGUUGGUACCACAACGCAGUCCAAGAUCAGCAUCCUCAACCCCAUCUGCUGGGGAGCGUGCUCGUGCUUCGGGGUUGGCCGCUGCUCGCGGUCGUGGAAAACCACUCCGCCCAUGACGAAGACGUUCAACAGGCGAGUGGUGAAGAUGGGAGUAGCAAUGCCCCCGUGGGGGACGAAAAUGUUUGUUAAUGUCUAUCUGGACCCGGAAAUGUCUCUAACCACUGCACGUGACUUUGUGGCGCAGCUUCAGUACCACGCCCCCCACUUACAGUGAUAGCAGCGGUUCAGGCUGACCAAGGGUCAGCGGUCACACUUGUGAGAAGAAGGCAUCAAGGAACUUUGAUGGAGAAACAAAAAUGUGCAUGUUUACCUCCGAAAUUCAUAUUGGAAAAUACCUGUUACCAUUAGCUUCUUAGAGAAAUUGUUUUAUUUCUCAUGGAUUUUCUCUGGAAAGCCAGUCGUUUUCUUAACUGGUCUCUGCACACGUUGAAGACGGAUUAGCAUGGAUUAGACUGACUGAUCAAAGAUGUUUUUCCUCAUGUUUUCGAGAUGUAGAAAAAUGUGUCGCCAUUUUGUUUUGAGGAAAACACUUUGGAAUUGCUGAACACACAAGAACUGCAGAGACAGUGAUGGUAUUUUAAUGGAUGUAUAUGGGAAGUCUAUAUCGCUGGAUAAACCACGGCUGGAGACACUAGCGGUUCUCACAAACAGGUGUAUUCAUUUCUUCACUGAGUUCAUCUCUCGGACGAUGUGCAUAUUAUAUCGUUGAGUUCAACUUUGAGGUCGUGACUCGUUAGUGAUUAGAGUUGACUCUCACGAAUGGUGCUGACAUUUGAUAGUGCAAUGAAGGAUCUAAUAUAUAUUCAGUUUCUAUUACACAAGCUUGAAGCUGUCAUACGUCCAUGCAAGCGUGCCAUUUAACUUCUGCCUUAUAUACAGAACUUGGUGCAAUAACGGGGGACGGGGUUUGACUACUGAAACCCUAAGGUUUCUUUUCCAUGUAGAAGACGAGGAUAUGUGUUCAUAGAGACCACAACCUGUAGAAGGUGCGUCCAGAAAGGAAACACUAUUAAAACACUCAUACUCAAAACUGUAUUUCCAGAAUAUGGAAGAUGGAGAUGGUUGUCUUCCAUUUUUCGAUUUCAAAAGCUUAUAGAUACUGAAUCAAAACUUAUCGACAAGAUACCAGAAUUACAGGGUGAUACGAACGACAUUGUCAAGAUGUAUUGAAAUGAUAAGUAGAAGGUGUUUUAUUCUUUCAAAGUGAAUAACGUUAAGAUAUAUGUAUCUUUUGCCCUCGCAUCUACCCACGUAUUUGUCCACGCGCGUCCACCGCGUCAAUUCCGCGUCCAUCUUCUGUCAGCCACGCGUCUUUCCUGCGUCUGUUCCUGAUAUUAUUACACAUGAUCACUUGAGUGGCGCCAUAAGGUUUUAUGACCAAGUGACCUUGAUUUCCAUUUUGUGUAAUACUUCGGGAAGAAACAGGGAAGAAUGCUUCAGCGAGUUUGCAAACACAUUUACCCAAUAAACAAAGGUCAUUUAUGAGCCUCUUGCAAACCUCCAAUAGUCAAUGCCUAUCUCAAUAUGUAUCUCUCUGUAUCGUUAAUUUCUAGAUAUGUAUCACUGAGAGAUGUAAUCCUCUACAGCCAUCUCUGUAAUUAUGAUUCCUGCCUAGGUAUGUUUCUAAUUAAACAUGUAUAUCAGUA